Trichobilharzia regenti is the source of this 909-nucleotide messenger RNA. Lineage: Eukaryota; Metazoa; Platyhelminthes; Trematoda; Strigeidida; Schistosomatidae. The record is from the annotation of a GenBank genome assembly.
AUGGGCAAUGGAUUUAGUGUAUUUUGUAAUCAAAUUGAUGUUGAACCAAAGAUAAUUAAAAUAUUCCCUAAAAAAGUGAAAUUCAAUCCUAACAGACAUGAUCAAUGUGUUCAAUAUGCGGAACCAUUGAACAAUGAACGUGACGGUGAUGUGAAUGAUAAUGAAAGUGAUAUUAUCAAUGAUGAUCGAUGGAGAAAUGAUGUAAAAGACAGAAUUAAAGGCUUUUAUUAUGAUGAAGAUUAUUUGGAUAAAUUUAACGAUGAUGAAUGUCGUAAUAAAGAGAAGCGACAAAAUGAAUUACAAUAUGGAGGUGAUUUGAGUGUAAAGCAAUCUGACAUCACAUUAGAUAAUAAAGACACCAGUGAAGGAAUUACUCAAGAGGAAACAAAUCAUCAUAAUCAGUCAAUAUACACUGAUAAAGAAAUUUUUGAAAAUAAAAUAAACAUUAUCGAAGAAAAUCUAAACUUGAUAAUUUAUACAUCAAAGUACAAUGUACAAAAAUGUUUUAAAUCUAUAGGAUUUAACUUAAAUGUGCCAGAAAUCCAUAUAUUUCAAGUACCAAACAAUUCUCUUCAAUCUAUGAAUUCAAUAUCAACAGAUUUAACUAUACAAAAUGCUGAACAGUCGGUUGAAGAACUAACAUCACGACCCAAUAAAAUGAAUUCAUCGUCUUGUCUGCAAACUGCAACUGAUAAAUUUCAAUUAAAUAGUCUAGAAAAUAUUCAAAUGUCUGAUCUAUACGACAAGUAUUCAUAUUCAGAUGAACAAUUUCAAAACUGUACCAACCAAAUGAAAUUUGAUAAAGGUGUUCAAUGUCACUUAUGCUGUAAACAGUCCAUACAGCUACAGCAAUCCUCCAAAACAAAUCAACAGUCUGAAGAAGAAGAAGGGAGAAGACAAGUUAAAUAA